Ruditapes philippinarum (Manila clam) is the source of this 3669-nucleotide messenger RNA. Its product is annotated as hsc70-interacting protein-like. The coding region runs from base 99 to 1355 and encodes 418 amino acids. NCBI's taxonomy places the organism in Eukaryota, Metazoa, Mollusca, Bivalvia, Venerida, Veneridae. Gene Ontology annotation, molecular function: protein dimerization activity; Hsp70 protein binding. The transcript is spliced from 13 exons. The record is from RefSeq and is a predicted model, not a curated record.
UGACAAUUGUGCAUAUAUUUUUCCUAUUGUUUAAGCGACAUAAACAACAGUUUGCUCGAAAUUUCUUUUAACAAACGUGGUCAAAACAGAAAUAAAAUAUGAGUGGGUUAAUACCCCCAGCUCAAGUGCAGCAGCUGAAGUUGUUUGUACAGGCAUGUCAGAAUAAUCCAAACAUCCUGCAUAUCCCAGAAUUGGGCUUUUUAAAAAGCUGGCUAGAAAGCAUGGGAGCAACUGUUCCACCACCAAAGGCACAGGAGGAGACAACUCCACCACCAACACAGGAACCCGAAGCUUCAGAACCAGAGCCCGAGCCGGAACCCGAGAGUGAGGAAAGUGAUAUUGAACUGGAUAAUUCCGGUGUGGUGGAAGAUCCCGAUGAUUUCAUGCCGGAAUAUCCCUCAAUUGGAGGUGAAGUCACUGAAGAAAUGAUGGACCAAGCUUCAGAGAAAAGAAAUGAAGCAAUGUCCGCUGUGGGUGAAGGAAACCUGGAGGAAGCAGUACAUCUUUUUACAGAAGCAAUCAAGUUAAAUCCUAACUCAGCAAUACUGUAUGCAAAAAGAGCAAGUGUAUAUAUUCGGAUGAAGAAAUUGUUGGCUGCUAUACAUGACUGUGACAAGGCAUGCCAGUUGAAUCCAGAUGCUGCAUCUGGUUUUAAAUUCAGAGGAAAAGCUAGAAAAAUGUUGGGCCAUUGGGAGGAUGCCUACCAUGAUCUAACACAAGCCGCUAAACUUGACUAUGAUGAUGACAUAAACGAGAUGUUGACACAAGUAAAACCUAAUGCUAUAAAGAUUCAGCAGCACAAGAGGAAAUACGAGCGUAAGAGGGAGGAGAAGGAAUUACAGGCGAGAAAGGAACGUGUGAGAAAAGCCAAGGAGGCUCAGGAAAAAGCCAGACAGGAGAGUCAGAGUUCAGGUAAUAGUCCAGGUGGUUUCCCAGGGGGAUUCCCAGGUGGUAUGCCUGGAGGAUUCCCUGGUGGGAUGCCAGGGGGAUUCCCUGGUGGGGGAAUGCCUGGGGGAUUUCCAGGUGCUGGAGGAUUCCCAGGGGCAGGAGCAGCAGGGGGAGCUGGGGGCAUGCCUGACAUCACUAAACUGUUGCAAGACCCAGAAAUUAUGGCAGCAUUCCAGGAUCCUGAAGUGUCACAAGCAUUCAUGGAUGUGAGUCAGAAUCCAGCUAAUAUUUCCAAAUACCAGAACAACCCUAAGAUCCAGAAAAUAAUUCAGAAAAUGUCGGAGAAGUUUGGCAUGUUUGGUGGGGCUGGAUCAGGAGAUGGGAGUGGCCAUGGAGGACCAGGAGGUGCGGGCGGGGCGGGUGGAGCAGGAGCCCCUCCCUCACAGCCAGACCUGGGUGUUGAUUAAAUUAAUGGGACCAGCUGGCAGAUUGAGCAAACUACUCCUUUCAUGUUAAUACAACUGUUGAAUUAGAGAAACAACGUAAAGCUGAUUGUAUUAUAUGUUCAAGUUGUGAAAAAUUACUUUGUUUUAUAUGUGUUUUUGAUAACGACUUGUUUAAUGAGUUUGUUAAUGACUUGCAUUGAUAACUUUUUUACUCGGAUGUGUAGUGACUGUUACUGUAAUAACAACAUUUUUAUAAACCUUUGAAGAUUAUGAACAGUGUUUUAUUUGGUCCCAUUUUUAGAGGAGGGUUAUUUGAAUCAUGGUCAUCAAUUAGCUUGAAGUUGAUUUAUAUCAUUAUUCAAAUUUUAUCUCUUGCAUUGAUACAUGUUAAAUGCCAAGUGUCAUCUUCUUUUCAUAAAAAAUUUUAUGAAUAAAAAAAUUGAAUAAAGAUUGAAAAUUAGGUCUUUGACAAAUAAUAAAUAAAACAUUUACACAAGAAAAAGUUUAUGACUUUAAGAAAAUGUUUGUGUAUAGAGUAUUUAAGCAGAGUUUUAUGUGAUUGGAUGAAUGAUGGUGAAAAGUUUUUUGACCGGUAGUUUUACAGUUUUUGUCUUGACUGUUCUCUUUUUCUGACAUUAAAAUGUAAAUGUAUUUGAUUUCAAGCAGCAUGCCUUCACAUGACUUAGGUUAAUCUUUGAAAAAUAAAAAUUAGGGAAUAAUAUAUCUGUAGAUUUAUGAAUAUAUAAAUAUUCAUAUAUCUAGUGAAUCAUGACAGAAUUAUCUAUAUCUCUCAUCAAAAUUCUACCCUGAUACUAGCAGAAAGAGAUUCUUUGUAUAUGUUUACAUGUUACAUAUAAUAAGUUUGAUUGAGCAAUUGUGAAUUACUGAAUUUAAACAUUGGGGAAAUACUUAAGUUUCAAAUCGGGAGGCGUGCGGCUUUAAGUUAUAUUAAUUAUACUGCAUGCAAUUCAGAUCACAGCAUGUUAUGAUUGUGUUUUCAUUUAAUCAACUACUUAAUUAAUAUUAGAUGUAUAAUAAUUAUAAUGUAUAUUUGGUGAUUAAUUUGUAUUGGCAGUAUUUAUGUGUUUGUUCGUCUAAUUUUGUGUGCCGAGUCUCCUUGCACAGUUUUGAGUUACACGUCAUAAGAAAAAAAAGCGUUUUCAUUUUGUCAUUUAUAAAUGUGAAUGUCUGUCAUGACUUCCCUAAUCUGACAACAACCAGCUUUUUAUGUGAUAAGUUGUGAAUAUCAAGGUAUCAAUGUGCUUUGAUCUAUUACACAUCCUUAUAAAUUACUACAAGUGUGAGAUUUUUAAGAGACUAUCCGUGUAUUUGCCAUUUCCAUAUUCCAAUUAGUUAGACAGUUUUUGUUUUUUUUCUUAUAACACUCAUAUGUAUGUGUACUUGAUAUUUGUAUUUUCACACAUUUCAUUGCAAGAAUGGGGUUAUUCAUCAAUAGGGGGAGAUUUGUGCAUUUCUUAUUGUGCCAUUUCAACAUUUUAUUUUAUUUCAUACAAAAUCUUUUGUAAAAAAAUAUAACAAACAAAAUCGGACAAUUUUAACACUACUUUUCUUUACUUCAUGUUUACAUUUUUAUUUAUCAGUUUCUAUAAUGUAUUUGCUGUGUUUGCAAUUUGGAGCACCAUUUUAAGUUCAACUUCCAGAAAAUUAGCUCAUGUUAUAUUAAAUUUAAUUAAAUAUUUAAAUUGAUGAUCAAAACCAAACAACAAUUUUCUGUAAGACUAUAUAUCUACAUGUACUUUGUGUCUUAGGUCAUAUAAUAAUUGUCAAUAUUUAGACAUACAUAUAAUGUAGAGAUGUAUAUAAAAUUUUCGAAAUUACUAGAUCCAUUAAAAAUUGGCAAGUAAGAAGUUAGUGUAAAAGUAGAUGAAGGUUUGAAUUGGCAGGAUUCGUGGCCACUUUGUGUUAUAGACUGUCCUAUUUUGAUAGGAAUUUUAGAACUGCAUAGUUUUUGUAGACCGUAGUGAAUUGAAAAAAUUUGUAGGACAAUGCAACAUUUAUAGACGGACAUAAAUUGUAAGGAUAUUUGUAGUAACUUCUCUGUAUUAAUUUGUCUUGAAAUACUUUUAGCAUAAUAUUAUUGCUUAUUUUCUAAAUACUUAAGAAACAUUUCUAACUUUCAUCUUUUAAAUAAAACAUUGCAAGAAGCUGUCAAUUAUAUACAUGAUGUAGAGUUAAACUCAACUGAGAUUCCAUAUUCUUCUUGUUCAUUACACAAAAUGAUUGCUUGUGUGUCUGUGUACCCAUGUUAGUUUAGUUUUAUGUUUUCAUUAGAAAUUCUGUAACCCAUUUUCUUAUAAUAAAAGUCAUGCACCAA